Molecule: messenger RNA, 840 nt
Organism: Musca vetustissima
Lineage: Eukaryota; Metazoa; Arthropoda; Insecta; Diptera; Muscidae
Product: cobalamin trafficking protein CblD
Exons: 4
Coding region: 26-838 (270 amino acids)
Biological process (GO): cobalamin metabolic process
Cellular component (GO): mitochondrion
Source: RefSeq, a predicted model, not a curated record
AAAAACGUAUGGAGGAGGAUUAAUCAUGUCCUAUUCCUUAUUGCGAUUCGUACGUUGUGCUGGAGCUGCCUCACUGCGCAUAACCAAUACACAAUAUCCCUUCACCUUGUACCUGCUGCCAAUUCGUCCAAAUAAUUACUGUAUUGUGGCACAUUAUUCCAGGCGCAGCGAUUCGAAAAACCUUGAGUCCGCGUUCAAGGUUGUCAAAUCAAAAGUUCGUGUAGAAGAAUUCUUGGGUGGGGAAUGUGGUCCUAAUUGGGAACUACUGGCUCCUAAAGGAAACAGGUUUUUCCUUAAGAAUGCUGUUGGACCAGCUUGGCAGGGUGCUUCUAGCACGAUCACACUGGACGCUCCAUUAGAAUCGCUGGUCGAUUUUGAUGGAAAGCAGAAAGAACAGAAAUCGCUGUUGGAAUUUUCUGUCGCACAAUGCCCUUCGUUAAUUAAGAAAUCAUUACAUGAACUCUUCCCUGCUCCAGAAGUGGUGUCUAGUGAAAAAUUAACCUUAGUAACAUUAAAAUUUCAUGGCGAUUCCGAACAAGGUGCAAGGAAGUUUGUUUUGGCGGCUCGUGAAAUUUCUUCCCGCCUCCGUUUGCAUGGCUAUUGGGCAGAUUUCAUGAAUCCUUUCAGUGGGAAACCAUUUUACUCCUGGGCUAGCGGUAAGAACCUGUACAAAAUCGACAAAAGAUUCCGUGGACUCAAUAUGAAGUUGAAGAAACACAAUGAUUGUGUUGUCAUACUACCAGAAGAUAAUGCCGAGAAGGCAUUCUCUGGAUCAAUUUAUACCAACGCCCCUUCCGACUUUUCAGAAAUUAAAUCGUUAAUCGAUAAUCAGGUUUAGCG